CUUAGAGCAAACAUUUGUUUCCGAUCUGUGAACAAUAAUUAACCUCACUCCCUCUAAUUCAAUUCUACGACUUCUCCUUUCUAGAAUUGCAUGCUUGGAUAUCGACGUGCUAUACUUCGAGUCGCGAGAAACGUUCACUUCCAUUCAACACCCAUCAACUUCUUUCCUCCACUCUUUCGCACAAUGGCUGUCGAGAACCCCUCCAAGAAGCUUAAGCUCGAUGGGCCUCUCAUUGGUACUCACAGCGGUCAUUUCCACGCCGAUGAAGCCCUCGCCGUGUCAAUGCUUCGCCUUCUCCCCACAUACGCCUCAUCACCUCUCGUCCGAACCCGAGAUCCCGCGGUCUUAGAAACUUGCCAUACCGUCGUCGAUGUGGGCGCAGAGUACGAACCCUCAAAGAACCGCUACGAUCACCACCAGCGCGAAUUCUCCACUACGUUCCCCGGACACUCCACAAAGCUCUCGUCCGCCGGCUUGAUCUACCUGAACUUUGGCAAGGACAUCAUUCAGGCUGUCACUGGUCUCCCCAUUGGACCGGAUCUCGACAUCCUGUUCGAGAAGAUUUACACCGACUUCAUCGAGGCAUUCGACGCCAACGACAAUGGUGUCAACGUCGUCGACCCCAAGGGCCUCGAAGCAGCCGGACUAGCAAAGAAGUUCGAAGACCGCGGUUUCAGCAUCGCCAGCGUGGUCAACCGCUACAACUACACUUCCACCCCAAGCGAGGGACAGACCAAGGAGCAGCGUCAGGCAGAUGAAGACCUCCAGUUCUCCAAGGCGUCAUUGUUCGUGGGCGAGCAAUUCGUGCUCGAACUUACCGAUCGCGCCAGGGCUUGGUUGCCCGCACGCCAUGCGGUCGCCAACGCAUACAACGACCGCUUGCAGUACGAUCCCCAGGGCCGCAUUCUCGUUCUCCCAGACGGCAUGCCCUGGGCCGACCACCUCUACACCCUCGAGAAGGAGGCGCCUAUCCCCGAGGGCGUGGCCCCGCAAGUGCUUUACGUCCUGUUCCCGGAGGAUAGCGCAGACCCCAAGGGCCGUACGCGUAUCCGGGCCGUCAGCAAGGAGAAUGGCGGUUUCGUGAACCGAAAAGACCUCCCCGAUGCUUGGAAGGGCAUGCGCGACGAGAAGCUCGAUGAGCUUACCGGCGUUCCUGGCGGUGUUUUCAUACACGCAGCCGGCUUCAUUGGAGGCCACAAGAACUUCGAUGGUGCUCUUGCUCUUGCGCAGAAGGCUUUGGAGUUGUAGAGGGCAUAUCGGGUUUCGUCUUUUUCUUGGUUAUGAUUGGGAGAUAUGAAGGCAAUGACAUUUUAGGACCGACUGGGAGGGCCACAUCAAGGAUACCACCACAAAAGUUAUGAAUAGAAUCAAUUCAAAACAUGCCUAAUGAAAGGCAUAUUACUUGCUCACAA
Messenger RNA from Aaosphaeria arxii CBS 175.79, 1412 nucleotides. RefSeq names its product putative UPF0160 protein C27H6.8. Lineage: Eukaryota; Fungi; Ascomycota; Dothideomycetes; Pleosporales. Bases 184 to 1248 code for a protein of 354 amino acids. The transcript has 2 exons. Gene Ontology annotation, cellular component: nucleus; cytoplasm. The record is from RefSeq and is a predicted model, not a curated record.